ACCUAAAUCCUCGGAGUCGGGACGAAGAGCAGAGUAGACACCCGAUACUCUCCCUCGACUGUCGCUCUGCUGCCUUCCCUCGUGAAGAUCCCACUCUUCAGCAUCCCGACACGCAGCGUGCUCCCACCCGGCGAGGCAAAUCAGAUUUUGAUACUGUUAGCCUUCCCGCGGAAUUUCUUUGGAGUGUUGCAUGGUAUAUUUUGUGCAUAAGUGAGAGUCGGAUGAACAUAGGGUAGUGUCGUCCUCUCAUCUUCCCAGGAAGACCCCAUUUCCGAGCUCGAACAGAUCAUGGCAUGGCUAAUGAAACUGGGAAGGAAAGCGUGCCUCUCUUCUUCGACUACCCAUUUUCUGAAGCUACAUUGCAGAGCUUGUCAGCCGUCUCCAUCAGCUAGUCGUUUUUCCUUUUCGAGGGAGCUGUUCGCCAAGAACCAGACUCGCCACUAUAUCUCUCGCAUGCACAAAUCAGCAUUCGAGGACCAUAUCUUGAGAUUACUGCGCUCUGAAAUCCAAUAUGAAAUGGAAGUGGCUCCACCCAAAGAGGCUGUUUCCGUAUUCUCUUCGUUUACUGUAGAGGAUAGGCCUGGGGAGCAAUGGCUUAGGUUGAGGCGCAAGUAUGGUGACAAUGAAGAUAUCAAGAUAGAGGUGACUAUGUUUGAUGGGUUUCAAAGAAGCGGUGACAAGGGAGAGGAUGUUCAAAUGCACAUUAGUUUAAUUGUUGAUGUCUGCAAAGGGGACGACUCUAAUCCUUUGGAGUUCAUUUGUUCUGCAUGGCCCAAUGCUUUGGUUAUAAGGAAGGUUUUCAUGCUCAAACGUCAUAAAAUGCCCCCAAAGCCUUACAUAGGACCUGAUUUUGUUGAGUUGGAUGAUGAACUUCAGGAUGCCCUUCAGGAAUUUUUGGAGGCACGUGGUGUCAACGAUGAGCUUGCCAUUUUCUUGCAUCAAUACAUGAUGAACAAAGAUAAGGCUGAGUACAUCCACUGGAUGGAGAAAGUGAAAUCUUUUGUAGCGAAAUAGGGUUCUUGUUUUCUACCUUCUUUCUGCAUGGUCCUGUAUUUUGGUUGAUUGUUCCUUGAAUUUCUUAUUUACAUGAUUAUACAUGAUCUUCAAGUUAUGUACUAACAUACCGGGAAUAAUAUUCAAGAAAAUAUAAUCUUUGAAA
Messenger RNA from Nymphaea colorata (pocket water lily), 1159 nucleotides. RefSeq lists its product as uncharacterized. The record is from RefSeq and is a predicted model, not a curated record. Gene Ontology annotation, cellular component: mitochondrial matrix. Lineage: Eukaryota; Viridiplantae; Streptophyta; Magnoliopsida; Nymphaeales; Nymphaeaceae. The transcript is spliced from 4 exons. Bases 289 to 1014 code for a protein of 241 amino acids.